Chlamydomonas reinhardtii is the source of this 1876-nucleotide messenger RNA. RefSeq lists its product as uncharacterized. The coding region runs from base 219 to 1721 and encodes 500 amino acids. NCBI's taxonomy places the organism in Eukaryota, Viridiplantae, Chlorophyta, Chlorophyceae, Chlamydomonadales, Chlamydomonadaceae. The record is from RefSeq and is a predicted model, not a curated record. The transcript has a single exon.
GAUCCAAGAUUCAAGUGGAGCUCUGGGCCUGUCCACUGGAGAGCUCUAGAUGAUCUGUGUGGUCACGGCAGUGGCUGUAGUUGUCACCUAGCUGUUGAGAACUCCAGUAGGUGUGUGGUGUCACCUGGCUGUUGAGGUUUCCAGUAGGUGUGUGGUGGAACAAAAACUUCUCUUCUCUUCUCUGACCCGCUGUGGCCUCGCCCUCGCUGCUAGCUCUGAUGGUGGGGGGAAGCACCCGGGCUGCUGCGGCUCCCCUGAGGGCCGAGCGGCAGCAGCAGCCCUCUUCACAGCAGCGGGUGGCAGCGGGAGGGCUUAGCUGGGGGCAGCCGUCAGCAGGCGUGGGGGGGCCGCCGGCGGCCAGGCGUCGCACUGCUGAUGCUGGGCCGGCUGGCGUGCAGCAGCAGCCCAGUGGGGCUCCCGCGCCGCAGCUGCCCUUUGAUCAGCGGGCAGCCGCCAGGCAGGAUCAGCAGCUGACAGCUGCGAUGCAGCGGUACUUGGCCCACAAGGCGGACCUCCAUCUCCAGCAGCAACGGCGGGUACAGCAACAGCAGCAGCAGGAGCAGCAGUGCCAGGUGCAGCCGCCCAGGCCCCGGACCGGCUCCCGGUUUGAGGUCCUGGCCACGCUGGGGGGACAGGACGGGGCGGGCGAUGGCGCUGCCACGGCGGCGCCCGGGCGUGGGCGACGGGUGCAACCAGCCGCGCACGCACCGCCGCCGCCGCCGCAGCAACAGCCCCGCUCCAAAGGGCGCGGUGGCCCCGCCCAGCUCCCGCAGCAGAGGGCAGGGCGCUUGGGCGGCGGGCUGCCUCCCCCGCAGGACGGUGCUAGCUCGCCGCCGCGCGUGCCCACUGGGCGGCCGGCCGGGGGACAGCAGGCUGGUGGGGGAAGCGGGUCGGGGCGCCAGGGUGGAGGAGCGGGACAGGCAGUGCCCCAGCCGCCGCCCCAGGCGCGGCCGCCACUGCAGACGUCACAACCGGCGGGUGGUGGUAAGGGCAGGGGCAGGGGCCUGGGCGCGCCGGCUGGGGUUUCGGCCGACACGGCUGGGCGCGCUGGUGGGGGUGCGGGCAGUGAGGCGGAGUACGGGGCCGUUUGCCUGACCCGGGACACGUGUGUUGCCAUCGGCUCUGACCUCGUGACACACCAGAACCGCUGCGCAGAUGUGCAGGGGUAUGAGUGGGCGCAGUUGGGCCACGACACGCUUGGUGGCCGCCUCCUCGCCUACCUCCGUGACCAGGGCGCCACCGUACCGGACUGGGCCGUCUGCCGCGUGCCGGCUGGCCGUACCGCCGUCCUGGCACAGCUGCACGACGAGUUCACUGGCUGGUGGCGCCUAUACUCAGCCCAGCCUGCAGACACGCCCCUGCCUUCCGACGUGACGGAGCAGCUGGAUGACGCCGCGCAGCAGGUGCAGACGGCCUACAUGGACUACGUGCUCCUAGACGCCCGCACCCUGCGGUCCGCUAAGCGUGGGCCGGCGGACCCCGGCGGGGCCAGCGGGCCCAGCCGCCGGCAACGCCAGUACCGCAGCCGCAGUACCUCCAGCCUCAUGAGCCUGGGCAGCGCUCCAUUGCGCCCCGGCGGCGCCAGCUCAGGUGCCGCUAGAAUGAGCACCAGCAGCGGCGGCGCGCCCCCCAGCCAGGGUGGCGGCCGCCGCGGCAAACGCCACAUCAGCAACAGCAACCGCAACCGCCACGGCGCUGCCGUGGCCGGCGGGGGCUCAUAAUGCGGCCACCAGUGGGCGCGGCGAACCUUCGGCUGCUGACAGUGAAUGUCAACGGCCUGGGCUCGCCGUUGAAGGCGCGGGCGCUGGUCUCGCACCUGCAGCAAGUUGGGGCGGAUGUGGCGAUGGUUUUUUUUUGAGGAAUCAUCCUUACAAGG